UUGGAAAGACCAUUCUUUCACACAUCCAGCGUCACUGUCCAUCAACAUCUCUCAUUUGAUGGAGUGAGGAAUUCUCUCUCAGAUCUGAAAAAGAGACUCGAGGAAUUCUGUGAGGAGGAAUUCAACAAAAUCCCUCCACAUGGUAAGAGGAGCUGUUCCUGCUGGAGAAACACAGUGAUGUGUUAUUUCUUAGCGAUGCUCCUGCUUUCUUUUCCGCAGACACUUUAUUCACCCGACACUUUGAACUAAAACACUGAUUUAAAAUGAAUAAACUGACUGGAUCACUUUAAACUCUUUCCAUCUUUUACACAAACUCAUGUUUCCAUUUUUCUCUCCACAGCUGCAGCAGUUCAGAUCAUUUCAGGACCAGAACCACAGAGCAGAGAAGAGUUUCUGAAAUAUUUCUGUUAUCUGACUCUGGAUCCCAACAUGGCACAUCGUCACCUCAUUCUGUCUGAGAAGAACAGAGCGGUGAGAGAUAGUGGGAGAGAGCAGCGUUACUCUGAUCAUCCAGAGAGAUUUGAUUCCAACUGUCAGGUGUUGUGUAAGGAGAGUGUGAGUGGACGUUGUUACUGGGAGGUGGAGUGGAGCGGUGCUGGUGGUGUCUCCAUAUCAGUCUCAUAUAAAGACAUCAGCAGGAAAGGACUGGGUGAUGAGUGUGGGUUUGGAGGCAACAAUCAGUCCUGGAGUCUGUGGUGUUCUUCUUCUUCUCUUUCUUUCUGGCACAACAACAUUAAGACUGAUCUCAGAGUUCCAUCAGCCUCCAGAAUAGGAGUGUAUGUGGAUCACAGUGCAGGAACUCUGUCCUUCUACAGCGUCUCUGACACGAUGAAGCUCCUCCACAGAGUCCACACCACAUUCACUCAGACUCUAUAUGCUGGGUUUGGGUUCUUCAAAGUUUCUGGGUUAGCGUUCUACUGGUUUUCUGGUUCUACUGUGAGAUUGUGUGAUCCAUAGUAAAAACAAGUGUGUUGUUUUUUUUUUUAUGUAAAAUUCCUGCACGUUGCCACGUUGUUGGUCAAUCGUCUGUUUUAUUAGAACACAAUCCAGCUGGACAAAAAACAGUCACUUUAUUAUUUAAGUUAAAG
Molecule: messenger RNA, 1088 nt
Organism: Neoarius graeffei (lesser salmon catfish)
Lineage: Eukaryota; Metazoa; Chordata; Actinopteri; Siluriformes; Ariidae
Product: tripartite motif-containing protein 16-like
Exons: 2
Coding region: 430-957 (175 amino acids)
Molecular function (GO): protein binding
Source: RefSeq, a predicted model, not a curated record